UCUGAGCCAAAUUCCAAAUUCUGAGCCUAGAAAUUAAUUAUUCAAAAAAUUUACCCAAUGGAAUGUGCAAAUUCCUUUAAUUCUUGUUCAAACACAGCCUCUUCUUCACAUGAUGAUAACAUUGAAGUUAAUAGAAAGCUGUCAAAAUCACUUCAAAAUGAAGUUAAUCUACAGGAAUGUGAUGUACAAUCUUACUCCAAUACUGAUGAGCCCGGAAACCACCUUCCCGCUCACUUCAUUUGUAAAGUACAAAUAUCUUGCAGAGAUUCCCAGCUAGCAAAUGUUGCUGCAGCUGAAAGUGAAAAUUCUGGAGCAGUUAAGAAAUCUCGUGGAUCUUAUGUUUGCUCAGCUCCUGGAUGUGACAAAAAGUUCAGCCGUCAUAGUCGCCUUGAACAACACUUGAGGAUUCACACUGGAGCUCGCCCCUAUGUUUGUGAUGCCCCUGACUGUGGUCGCAGCUACACUAGAUCACAGCAUCUCAAGCGCCACAAAGAUGCAUCUCAUCCAAGCCUUUCAGAACAGAAGCAACUGCCACAGGCCAAACCCAGAUGUUCAGAGUGCGAGAAGGAUUUUGCCAACGUGUACAGCCUGCGCAAGCACACAGUGCAGUACCAUGGUCGCCGCAAGCACGAGUGUGCCUCUUGUGGUCAGCUCUUCUUGAAGCACCAACAUCUGCUGACUCAUCUCCAGACUCACACUAAUGCACCUGCAUUCAAGUGUGAGUUCCCUGGUUGCAAGAUGGCAUUUAACGUGCCCAGUAAACUGAAGCGUCACGCUCAGGUGCAUGAAACUGGCAGGUACCGGUGCUCACGCAGCGAUGAGUGUGACAGGACGUUCGACAGACACGUAGACCUACGGCGUCACCUGGCAAACGAUCACUCAUACGAGUGCGCCGUGUGCGGCAUGAGUUUCCAACAGCUGACAAGGUACAACAAACACCGCGCGACGCACGAAGAUCUGCGACUGAGUUUCCAGUGCAAGAGCGAUGGCUGCGGCCGCUGCUACUACUCCCUGCGGGCGCUCGUGUCCCACGUACGCGAUAAACACGACAACGAAGGACGUCUUCACCCCUGCCUCGUCUGCGGCAAGAAAUUAUCAACCAAUCAAAAACUUAUACAGCAUCAGAAGACCCACAGUACAGACCAAAACCGACGCUGCACAAGUUCAUUGCGCGUCCGGAAACAACGUCGGGAUAAAGGAAAAGGACGCACAGACUACCGCCGUUUGUUAUCAGGGUUUGUCUCGCCGGGUUCAGAGAGCCGCGAUGUUCAUGGGAAUUUGAUUAAAUCUGACGACCUACAGAAUGAGUUCGAUGUCGUCAUAGGCACUCGACGCGGGCUGGAGGGGAGGAUUUCAUUUCCUGAUGAUGAUGAAAUACCUGCGCCCGUGGCUGACAUCAAUCCGGCUACAAACAGACAAAGCUCUGGAGCUAAAAAUAACGAUAUGAUUAUUUCUUCCGUAAAUUCUGAUCAAAUUGGCAACAAAGUGUCAAGAAAUCAAAUUAAUGAGUCUGGAGUACUGAAGCAUAUUUGCUGUAAUACUGAAAAGAAAAAGCAGGGACUAGUAUUUCGUCAGUCCGUGAAGAAAUUGCGAAAGAAAAUGUUGAAACUGAGCUUAUCUGUCUUAAAGAGUAAAUUCUAACAUUUUUAAGGUCCUGGUUUAUACCAUUGGGUCCUUAGGCGUGAGGGAUUGUUUUUUUUAUGGCAGUCCUUCACUCUGUAGGUUAACCCAAACUCCAGCAAUCUAUUAAUUUAUACGAAAUGAUCAAAAUUUUCGUCACCAAAGUUAGCAGGAAUAAGAACAAUUUCUUAUUGACAUUCACGAAGUGCGCAGCUCUUUCAGUUUAAGAAGUGAACGAGUCUCAAUUUAUCACCUAUGAUUGGUUUGCGUGGUAUUUCUGAAUCAGCGUCCAUGUCGUAGAUUUUUAGAAUUUCGAUAAUAUAAUUUGAUUUACUUCUCUACUGGCCUCAACUCUAUUGUUGCUGGCGCUAAAAAGGAAUCCCAUCGUACAUUGUGUCUGGGCUAGGGCUCAUACCUCUGUUGUCGUUUAAGAGAAAGCUAUUUUUCUCCUAUUUUCUUCUGUAGAAAAAAUGCAUGCAGCAAUCUGAACAAGAGUUACAAUUCAUUAUACACCGUCUGAUAAAUUAAACGCUUCUGUGUUGAAGUUUAUGUGUAAUGAAUGCAUUAAGUAAAAUGGAAACGCACGAAGA
Molecule: messenger RNA, 2210 nt
Organism: Hyalella azteca
Lineage: Eukaryota; Metazoa; Arthropoda; Malacostraca; Amphipoda; Hyalellidae
Product: zinc finger protein 132
Exons: 6
Coding region: 58-1641 (527 amino acids)
Biological process (GO): regulation of transcription by RNA polymerase II
Cellular component (GO): nucleus
Molecular function (GO): DNA-binding transcription factor activity, RNA polymerase II-specific; RNA polymerase II cis-regulatory region sequence-specific DNA binding
Source: RefSeq, a predicted model, not a curated record